Messenger RNA from Polyodon spathula (Mississippi paddlefish), 1604 nucleotides. Its product is annotated as ankyrin repeat and SOCS box protein 7-like. The transcript is spliced from 5 exons. The annotation marks the transcript as partial. Lineage: Eukaryota; Metazoa; Chordata; Actinopteri; Acipenseriformes; Polyodontidae. The record is from RefSeq and is a predicted model, not a curated record. Gene Ontology annotation, molecular function: protein binding.
UCGUGCGGUCGUGCAGUCUCAGAUAAGCCGAUCCUCACAGAAAGAGGCUGCCAAAGCUCUUCUAUGUAGAUUUUUGAGGCUGCUUACAGAUACUGUGAGUCACUGGGCGGGGAAAACCACCAAAAGGGCGAGGCGAUGCCCACAAAGGCCAAUCGGAAAAUACCUUACUGAAGCUAGAGAAGAGCAAUUGACACAAAAACGGUCGUGAUUCCGCAGACUUCCUCAAUCUUUGCAGCGGUUUAUGGUCUUGACUUACGACAGCAAGAACACCCCUGUUACUGCAAGCUGAUUGGCUGAGAUCUGAUAGCUUCUUCCCAAUGACCCACAGUAUUGGGGGUUGGUUCAGUAAAGUGUACACAAAUCUAAUCAGUUAUUUAUAGUCUUCAUUAUCAAUCAGUUAUCGACUCUAUUGAGAAUACAUCAACUUUAAGCAAGCGGUGCUUGUAAAUAUGCGCGCCGGUGUUUUGAUUUGAUUCUUGAAAACAUCAGCAACAAAACUCUCAGCUUGAGUGUUAGGGAAAGGACGUUUAUUCGAAUGUGUGGGGAUUUCAAACAGCUGGGCAGAUUCAACGGAAGUCUGAAAAAACUCAACAAAAGUGAGAGUACUCGGGUAGUGCACCAACUAGAGGAUCAUGUAGAGAUCAUCUUGAGUAAUGUGUGCUUGUAAAAAAGGAUUCAUUGUGUGUGAAAUAUUGAGCAAGGAUUGGGUCACACAUGAAGAAAGUUGAAAUAAGUCAAAAGAAAAGCUGCAUGUCCUGAUGACUCCCCCUUAACAAGAGCUUCCAGGAUGCUAAAUCAUCACUGUCGAAGGAACCCGGAGCUGCAAGAGGAACUGCAAAUUCAGGCCGCUGUUGCAGCAGGGGAUGUUCAUACCGUGCGCAAAAUGCUGGAACAGGGGUACUCCCCGAAUGGACGUGAUGCCAAUGGCUGGACUUUGCUUCACUUUUCAGCAGCAAGAGGCAAGGAGAGAUGUGUCCGAGUCUUUCUGGAACAUGGAGCUGAUCCCACAGUGAAAGACUUAAUUGGUGGCUUCACAGCCCUGCAUUAUGCCGCCAUGCAUGGCCGGGCACGGAUUGCACGUUUGAUGUUGGAAUCCGAGUACCGAAGUGACAUUAUCAAUGCCAAGAGCAAUGAUGGGUGGACUCCCCUCCAUGUGGCAGCACACUACGGCAGGGACUCGUUUGUCAAGCUCCUGCUGGAGUUCAAGGCUGAGGUCGAUCCGCUGAGUGACAAAGGCACCACUCCACUUCAGCUGGCCAUUAUCAGGGAGCGCUCCAGCUGCGUGAAAAUCCUCUUGGACCACAACGCUAACAUUGACAUCCAGAAUGGCUUCCUGCUGCGCUACGCUGUGAUCAAAGGCAACCACUCAUACUGCCGCAUGUUCCUCCAGAGAGGGGCCGACACCAACCUGGGCCGCCUGGAGGACGGGCAGACACCUCUGCAUUUGUCUGCUCUGCGGGACGAUGUGCUCUGUGCUCGGAUGUUGCACACCUAUGGCGCAGAUACAACUACCAGAAACUAUGAGGGACAGACACCACUUGCGGUGUCUGGGAGCAUGUCUGGAGCUAGCCGGCCUUGUCUUGAUUUCCUGCAAGAAGUCACAA